Fraxinus pennsylvanica is the source of this 1329-nucleotide messenger RNA. NCBI's taxonomy places the organism in Eukaryota, Viridiplantae, Streptophyta, Magnoliopsida, Lamiales, Oleaceae. The record is from the annotation of a GenBank genome assembly.
AUGGAGGAGACUAUACAAAUCAUUGAAAAAUUGCCCAUCAUCGACUUUUCUCUCCUACACCAUGAUUCUGUCAUCAAGAAAAUCCAUGAAGCUUGUCGAAACUUUGGUUUCUUUCAUGUUAUCAAUCAUGGGAUACCCGAUUCGGUAAUCGAAGAUGCUUUGAAUGUGAAUUCAAAUUUCUUUGAUUUGCCAAUGGCGAUGAAGGAGGAGGAGCUCAUGUCUGAAGAUGUACAGAAGCCAGUUAGAUUUGGUAGAGUACAAGUUGGAUGCCAUGAAAAUGGGAUGCUUUCAAGAGACUUCCUUAAGCUGUAUGCACAUCCUAUUGAUCAUUUUCUCAAUUUAUGGCCUUCAAAUCCUCCCAAUUAUAGGGAAAAAAUGGGAAUCUAUGCAACAGAAGUCAGAAAAUUAGGCAUUGAGCUUUUUGGAGCAAUCAUGGAGAGCUUAAACUUAAGCCCAACACACUUGAAACAAAAUUUCGAACAUGGCGCGCAAAUGAUCGGCAUAAAUUCCUAUCCUCAAUGCUUGGGAUCAAACGUAAAAACAGGUGUAGCUGCGCAUACGGAUCACAGCAUCAUCACCAUUCUUCUGCAGAGUUCCCCAGGGCUCCAUAUCGUGGACAGGUUGGAUAGCACAUGGAAGAGUGUUUGCAGGAUCGAAGGGUCGUUCGAAAUCAUAGUGGGAGAUCAUUUGGAGGUUAUAAGCAAUGGUUUGUACAAAAGUGUAUUGCAUCGAGCCAUUCCGAGUUCAAAUAAUGGUACUAGGUUUUCUAUAGCCAAUCUUUACAGCCUCGGAAUGGAUGAAAUAGUCGAGCCUGCUGCAAAGCUAGUGGAUGAAGAGCGUCCAAAGAGUUAUAAGGGGAGCAGCUUGAGAGACUUUCUUGAGCUUCUCUCGUCCAAAGACACAAUACCCUUUAUUCACACGAUCAAAUACAAACGAUCUCUGACAAUUGAUGAGUAUAUGGUCAUCUCGGCUCUUCUUAUAAACCUAGGAAUGAGCCAAACGAAUCAGUUCAACUUCAGAGUCCGCAAUUUUGAUGAAGAGGAGCCAGAGAAGGAAGUAGAGCCAUUAGAAUCAGCUACAUCCAAUACUGCUGAGGAUUCAUCUUUAGAGCCACAGAAUCAAACAAAAUGCACUUAUACACCUGUCUGUAUCAUGCCAGAAGUAGAUCUCAUUCCUGCUAUACCUAAGGAAGAAGCUGGUACAAAUCUUUUUAAUAUGAACUCAGAUGAUAAGAAUAAGGUAGAUGCUGGAGGUACAUGCACUCAGAAAGUUGGAAAGUGUGUUCUUGGUUCUAAAAAAAAUAACAUUAGACAUUUGAUCAUUGGAUAG